UUUUGGCAGCAAGAACAAUUGUCUGUUUGCACCAGAUCACCCAGCCUUCGUUUCUGUUUAAAAGCGUGUUAAUAUUUUGAAGGGCUGAUCGGGAAAGAAAAUACGGAGAAGGAACCGACUCCCCACCUCCCGGUCUGGCUUUGAGUAGCGGAGUUCCUCGCGAGGCCGCAGUUUGCAACCGCGCACGAUUGCCAAUUCGAGUUAGUUUGGGGUCCAAGAAGGAUACCCAGCGUUGGAACCGACUGCGCCGGCCUUCGCUGGGCAGAACCUUUUCGACUGAUCUCACGCUUCUCCGCCUCUUCCUCUCUCCCGUUUGCUCUGCCUUAUCAAUCGCCCUGUAAUCCCCUUUGAAUCAACCUGCCCUCGACGAGAGGCACAAAGGCAUUGUUCCUGCGGGCCCUCUGGCGAGUGGCUUCAGACAACCCGGGGGGGGGCGUGCUUUGGGGAGGGGGGGCUUCUCGGAGAGGUUUGUUCUCUCCAUCCCCAUGAACAUACAAAGGUCAACCCCCAUCACAAUCGCACGCUAUGGCAGACCUCGGAAUAAAACCCAGGAUUUUGAAGAGCUCACGUCUAUAAGACCCACCGAGUCCAGCCAGAGUUUUAGCCCCAAUCUCGGCUCGCCAAGCCCGCCAGAGACUCCCAACUUGUCGCAUUGCGUUUCUUGCAUCGGGAAAUACUUAUUGUUGGAACCUCUGGAAGGAGACCACAGUUUCCGAGCCGUACAUCUGCACAGCGAGGAAGAACUGGUUUGCAAGGUGUUUGACAUUGGCUGCUACCAAGAGUUACUUGCACCAUGUUUUUGUCUGCCUCCCCACGAUAACAUCAACCAGAUUACUGAAAUAAUUCUUGGGGAGACGAAAGCGUAUGUGUUCUUUGAAAGGAGCUAUGGGGACAUGCAUUCCUUCGUCCGUACCUGCAAGAAGCUGAAGGAGGAGGAGGCAGCCAAGCUGUUCUAUCAGAUUGUGUCUGCCGUGGCACACUGUCAUGACGGCGGGCUGGUACUGCGGGAUCUCAAGCUGCGGAAAUUCAUUUUCAAGGACGAAGAGAGGACUAGAGUAAACCUGGAGAGCCUUGAAGAUGCUUACAUUUUGCGAGGAAACGAUGAUUCCCUUUCUGAUAAGCAUGGAUGCCCAGCCUAUGUGAGCCCAGAGAUCUUGAACACAAAUGGCAGCUACUCUGGCAAGGCAGCAGACGUGUGGAGUCUAGGAGUCAUGCUUUACACAAUGUUAGUUGGACGGUAUCCUUUUCAUGACAUUGAGCCUAGUUCUCUCUUCAGCAAGAUCCGCCGUGGGCAGUUCAGCAUUCCAGAGACUCUAUCUCCCAAGGCAAAAUGCCUUAUACGUAGCAUCCUGCGCCGGGAGCCCUCAGAAAGGCUGACUUCACAGGAAAUUCUGGACCAUCCUUGGUUUUCUACAGAUUUUAAUGUGUCUAAUUCAGGAUAUGGUGCUAAGGAAGUGACAGAUCAGCUGGUGCCUGAUGUCAAUAUGGAGGAGGACUUGGACCCGUUCUUUAAUUGAGCAUUAGGACUAGUGUUCGGAGAGUGUGUGGUCUUGGAAAGGACCGAUAUGAAGGGAGUCCUUUCUGAUCACGCAGAAUUAUAUCUGUGGCUCAGCCUGUCUUGAUAGCAAGGGGGGGGGAACACCUUGGCGUUAUUUUUUGUUGUUUGGUUGGAAAAGGACGUAUCCAAGAAAUGAGCUAGUUGAUGACAAUGUAGCAUGCAGCGGGAGGAAUCAUUGCUAUCAAGUUAGAUUGACAGGGCAAAAGAAGGCAGCAUGAAGCAGCUGUAGCUUCUCAUUUCCACGGAGCCAAGGACACUGCACAACCAAGUUCCCGUGCAGCCACUAAGCCACUCCUGAUUCUGUUUCAUUCAAAUACUUAACAGUUCCCAGUGAAUAGAAACUUUUGCCUCAACUUGCAUCUUGGCAUCGCACUGUUAGAUAUUUAACUUCAGCCAUUAUUCAGGGAAGGUACAAUUAGCUAUUAUUUGAUUCUGUUUUUUUCCCUAUUUUACUUUAAAAAAACGAAUAAACCGGUGUUAACAGUUAAUAUUGAAUUUAAUUUUCAGGGGGUGGGGUGGGACAUGCACAAACAAAGACAUGAGAAGUGGG
Gekko japonicus is the source of this 2108-nucleotide messenger RNA. It is a transcript of the gene TRIB2, whose product is annotated as tribbles pseudokinase 2. Gene Ontology annotation, cellular component: nucleus. Gene Ontology annotation, biological process: protein phosphorylation; regulation of MAP kinase activity; positive regulation of proteasomal ubiquitin-dependent protein catabolic process. The record is from RefSeq and is a predicted model, not a curated record. The coding region runs from base 486 to 1517 and encodes 343 amino acids. The transcript has 3 exons. Gene Ontology annotation, molecular function: mitogen-activated protein kinase kinase binding; protein kinase activity; ATP binding. Lineage: Eukaryota; Metazoa; Chordata; Lepidosauria; Squamata; Gekkonidae.